Leptonychotes weddellii (Weddell seal) is the source of this 1324-nucleotide messenger RNA. The record is from RefSeq and is a predicted model, not a curated record. Lineage: Eukaryota; Metazoa; Chordata; Mammalia; Carnivora; Phocidae.
CCCGGGCCAGUUGUCGGAGCAGACGGGAGUUUCUCCUCGGGGUCGGAGCAGGAGGCACGCGGAGUGUGAGGCCACGCAUGAGCCGACGCUAACCCCCACCCCAGCCGCAAAGAGUCUACAUGUCUAGGGUCUAGACAUGUUCAGCUUUGUGGACCUCCGGCUCCUGCUCUUCUUAGCGGCCACCGCCCUCCUGACGCGCGGCCAAGAGGAGGGCCAAGAAGAAGACAUCCCACCAGUCACCUGCGUACAGAACGGCCUCAGGUACUAUGACCGAGACGUAUGGAAACCCGAGGCCUGUCGGAUCUGUGUCUGCGACAACGGCAACGUGUUGUGCGAUGACGUGAUCUGCGACGAAACCAAGAACUGUCCCGGCGCCCAAGUCCCCCCGGGCGAGUGCUGCCCCGUCUGCCCCGACGGCGAGGCGUCUCCUACUGAUCAAGAAACCACAGGAGUUGAGGGACCCAAGGGAGACACUGGCCCCCGAGGUCCAAGGGGACCUGCCGGCCCCCCUGGCCGAGAUGGCAUCCCCGGACAGCCUGGACUUCCCGGACCCCCCGGGCCUCCCGGACCCCCCGGACCCCCUGGCCUCGGAGGAAACUUUGCUCCCCAAAUGUCUUAUGGCUACGAUGAGAAAUCAACUGGAGGAAUCUCCGUGCCUGGCCCCAUGGGUCCUUCUGGUCCUCGUGGUCUCCCUGGCCCCCCUGGUGCACCUGGUCCCCAAGGUUUCCAAGGCCCCCCUGGUGAGCCCGGCGAGCCUGGAGCCUCAGGUCCCAUGGGUCCCCGUGGUCCCCCUGGCCCCCCUGGCAAGAACGGAGAUGAUGGUGAAGCUGGAAAGCCUGGUCGUCCUGGUGAGCGUGGACCUCCUGGACCUCAGGGUGCUCGGGGAUUGCCUGGAACAGCUGGCCUUCCUGGAAUGAAGGGACACAGAGGUUUCAGUGGUUUGGAUGGUGCCAAGGGAGAUGCUGGUCCUGCUGGUCCUAAGGGUGAGCCCGGUAGCCCUGGUGAAAACGGAGCUCCUGGUCAGAUGGGCCCCCGUGGUCUGCCUGGUGAGAGAGGUCGCCCCGGAGCCCCCGGCCCUGCUGGUGCUCGUGGAAACGAUGGUGCUACUGGUGCAGCUGGGCCCCCCGGUCCCACUGGCCCCGCUGGUCCCCCUGGAUUCCCUGGUGCUGUUGGUGCUAAGGUGAGCCCGCUGCCCUCCUCUGAGCACAGCUCCCACGGGCCAAGGGGUGCCUAUCUCCCUGCUCUCCAAACCAGAGGGACCCAGAGCGGCCUAUUCCCCAAUACCUUUGUCCCGGGAUCCCCUUCUCCCAUGUGGGAGUCCUGA